Molecule: messenger RNA, 1916 nt
Organism: Solenopsis invicta (red fire ant)
Lineage: Eukaryota; Metazoa; Arthropoda; Insecta; Hymenoptera; Formicidae
Product: saccharopine dehydrogenase-like oxidoreductase
Exons: 9
Coding region: 372-1697 (441 amino acids)
Biological process (GO): glycolipid biosynthetic process
Cellular component (GO): lipid droplet; mitochondrion; plasma membrane
Source: RefSeq, a predicted model, not a curated record
UCUUUGUUAAAUUAAUCUAGCAGCGAUAGGAAUUUGUUCGCCUAGAGAUUUUCAUUUGCGAGACGGCGUUUUAGAUGAGAACGGCGGUGAGAAUUGUGGAGAACUAAACCUGAGUACGUGUAUCGUUCUAAAUAGGCGUGGCCGUACAUCCCUCUCUCCAACACGCCGCUUCUUUCCAGCAAUGUAUCAACGUCAUAUUUGUCGACACUCGAUCGUCUCAGAUCGUCUUGUCGAUGCCCAUUGACAACUACACCGCUGCUACGGGUGCGUCUGCGUGAAACGGUUCGUUGUAGGACGUACUUUUUCGAAAAAAAUCUGACCUAUUUGGCCGUUAAUUUGCUCUGAGUAUCACGAUAUUUUCACACAGCAAUAUGAUGGCAGCUGAAGGAAAACUUGUGCCAAAUUGCAAAAAAAUGGCAAAUGAUCGAUUAGAUAUAGUGAUAUUUGGUGCCACUGGAUAUACUGGAAAAUAUGUGGUACAAAAUGCAACCCAAAUGUGCAAGGAUCAAAAAUUGAAGUUUGGCAUUGCUGGUCGCAGGAAAGAAGCUUUGGAAGCAGUCAUUAAGGAAUUUGCCUCAGAUAUUGAUGUACCUAUUAUCCUAGCUGACAUAAAAGAUGAAGAGUCUCUAAAAAAAAUGACAGAGCAAGCAAAAGUACUUAUUAGCUGUUGUGGCCCAUAUAUAUUUUAUGGAGAACCAGUCGUUAAAGCAUGUAUUGCUACUCGCACUCAUUACGUUGAUGUGACUGGUGAAAUACAGUUUAUGGAGCAAAUGCAAUUGGAAUAUAAUGAAGCAGCGAAAGAAGCUGGCGUUUAUAUAGUGAGCGCUUGCGGUUUUGACUGUAUUCCUUGCGAUUUGGGAAUUAUUUUCACACAACAGAAAUUUGAAGGAGACGUCAAUGCUAUUGAAGUUUAUUUAAACGUGUGGUCAACUAGCACUAGGCAAAAAGGUUCAUAUGGAAAUUAUGCAACUUGGGAGUCGGUGGUUCACAGUUUGGGUCAUAAAAACGAAUUACGGGAAUUGCGCAAAAAGUUAUAUUCUAAUUCCAAAUUGCCCGAACUUACGCCGAAAUUAAAAUCAAGAGGUCUACUGCAUCGAAGCAAUGUUGCUGAAGGUUGGUCCACACCGGCUCCGACUGCUGAUCGUGCAGUAGCUCUUCGUACACAGCACUUCUUAUAUAACAAAUAUAAAGACAGACCUGCACAAGUUCAAUUUUAUGCCACAUUUAAGACUUUCUAUGAAUUUCUGAUGGUAGCUAUUUUUGGUAUGAUCUUCUUAAUUAUGUCUCGCAUAUCAUGCGGACGUAAAUUGCUUCUAAAACACCCUGCUCUAUUUUCAAAUGGUUUUAUAACUCGCGAGAAUCCGAAUAUGGAAAAUCACAAAUCAAUGCGCUUUGAUAUGACGAUCGUGGCUCAUGGAUGGACUGAAAAGUUGGUUGAACCUACUGACAAGCACACGGAUCCACCUAAUAAGAAAGUAAUCACCAAAGUUUCUGGCGAGUCUCCUGGAUAUGAACUGACCAGCGUCGUAGCGCUUUUAUCAGCUAUAACAAUUCUUAACGAAAAAGACAAGAUACCUGAUAACGGAGGAGUACUUACUCCCGGUGCUGCGUUCGGUAAAACAUCUUUGAUCGAACAAAUGGUUAAGCACAACGUUAAGUUCGAAGUGAUAUCUACCAAUGUGCAAAGUAAUAUGUAGAAGUACAAAAAUUACUGUAGUUACAGUUUCUAUUGAUAAUAUUUUCUUUCUCACUCUUUAUAAUUGUGUUUGAUUUUGAUAUUAACAUUUUUUGUAAUUUUGAAUAAGCUAUACUCUAUGCAUGUAUAUAUUUCAGGUAUUGGUAUUUAUGAUAUUUCAAGAGAAAUAUUUAUAAGAAAUGUAUGAAUGUUAUAGUUUAAUAAAAUUUAUCGAAUGUUA